Molecule: messenger RNA, 1300 nt
Organism: Armigeres subalbatus
Lineage: Eukaryota; Metazoa; Arthropoda; Insecta; Diptera; Culicidae
Exons: 2
Coding region: 24-1097 (357 amino acids)
Molecular function (GO): carbohydrate binding
Source: RefSeq, a predicted model, not a curated record
UGUAAUAUUCCGCGGAAAUUGGAAUGGAUUUCAAAUUGAUUGUGUUUAUUAGUUGUGUUUUGGUUGCAGCUUACGGUCGUCGUCAUCCUGCCAAGCAUUUCUGUGGACUCAAUCACCGUCAAAAGAUUGAACAUCGUUGGUAUCGCCAUGAUCCGCUUAUAAACUUCGAAGUUCAAGACCCUAAGGGUUUAACGGUGACCAUGGUUCAACGAUCUCCCAGCACUAAGUUCUUUGGAAUUGAGCUUUAUGUGAACAGGAAUCCUAAACAGAACGUAACACGAUGUGAUGUAUGUGGAAAUAGUACAACGGUUGUCUAUGGAAAGUUUAUCGUUCAAGAUGAGGAAGUGGUAAUCAGAAAGGGAGAUGUAUUAUAUUACUACGUACUAUUAGGAACUAGCGACAAUGUUACUCGCUUGCAAUUACAAAAAAUUUUGGUUACUGCUUCUGUUAUCAACAGAUGCAAUUGCGAAACGGCUUCAACAUCCACAAGUAUUAAUCCUCGUUCUGGCCAAACUACAGCUUCACCUAAGCCUUCUGAGAGCAGUUCAACUUUCGUAGUCACACUUAGCAGCUCGAAUUCAACGGAAGUGUCCUUGGAUAUAGAUGAUCAAUUAAAUGAAUUAAGCUCUGAAGAAUAUUUCCCGUACGAUUGUGAUCCAGACCCUGUUACUAAUCAGUGUCGCACUGCGCAAAGUGAAAAGUAUGCUCAACCAAGUUACGAUUCCAAGCGUGAUGUAGAUAUAUUGGAAGCAAUUAUAGAACAAAUAGGAAAGACACCUUGUGGAGCACGCAGCACCACUAACAUGCUGCGACUGGAAAGUACGAGUUUGCCAACCAACACUCUUGAGCACCUUACGAGUAUAAUCCAGUCAUCGCUUUCUUUCAACCUGGAGAUGAAGGACCUGGCAACGAGAAUCAGAAAUAUUGUACCGGACAAAAAAUUCCCCAGUGCUGUGUUCUUCGAAAUGUUUAGCUAUGUAGAAAAGCAAAAAGUAUUGUACUAUGCGCGGAUGAACAAUCUGAAACACAUCAGUGAUUAUGACUCGCGGCACUAUUUCAAGAAGCUAGCGUUGGCGGACGAUCAGAGUGAAGAUUGAGUGGAUCACUAUCAAGAGUGAUUGAAAAUCGUGAUUUAGAGAUAUAGAUACGAUACAAAAUUAAUUUAUUCGGAUAAGUUGUUUAAAAAAAAUGUGAUAAAACUUCGUAUCUUUUCGAAUCGCGUGUGCAGAAAAAUGAAACAUUAAAGUAUAAAAAGUAUUACACAUUUUUUCGCACACUUGUGAACCUAGCACUGGAAAGC